Messenger RNA from Phytophthora sojae, 1326 nucleotides. RefSeq lists its product as hypothetical. The transcript has a single exon. Gene Ontology annotation, molecular function: chloride channel activity. Lineage: Eukaryota; Oomycota; Peronosporomycetes; Peronosporales; Peronosporaceae. Bases 1 to 1326 code for a protein of 441 amino acids. The record is from RefSeq and is a predicted model, not a curated record.
AUGGCGAUGAUCGCGCUGGCCGUCGCCCUCACUAACCACUAUCACCCAUUCGUGGUGGCUACUCGCAACUCGACGGCGUUCACGGAUUCCUUGACCGUGUUCAACACGUUUCUCGGUCUCAUCAUCUCGUUCCGGUUGAACUCGGCCUUCACGCAAUGGCGCGCGGGUAUGGUGGCCAUGGGGGCGCUGUCCGAGGCGGCGAGAGAGAUCGUGAGCUCUGGAUGCGCAUACGUGAGCACGACCAUCAAGGAGGAGCUCAAGGAGCGCGACGUGGGGGACACCAACGACGAAGCCAUUGCUGACGCAGCCAAGCGCGCAGGACGGACGUUGGAGGAGGAGAUUGAGCUGGGCAAGAAGCGCAAGCACAUGGGAGGGGUGAAGCACCACAAGAAGCAGCCGAUUCCGCGUGACGUCCUUGAGAAGUGCACCUUCUUCACGGAGCUCCGGCGUCUGGUGUUCCUGUACAUCGCCAUCGUCUUCCACGAUUGUCGCGGUCGUGACGGUAUCGACAAACUCAAGGACUCGGGUGUGUUGACUGAUGCGGAGUACGACGAGCUGUACGCGUGUGGCUCGGAGCACAAGAAGCAGGUGAAGGACAAGGAAUCGUACCGUGCUCUGGUGCGUCGUACGCCUCACAAGCUGCGCGCCACCAUCACCGAGCUCUGGCUGAAGCGGUUGGUGCAGGUUGCAACUCGCCGUGGUCACCUCACGCUGCCUAACGCGAACAACCUGCAGAUCAAGAUCGCCCAGCUGCCGAACCUGUACACGACCGUCUUCAACAUCGCCAACGUUCCCAUCCCGUUCAACUACAUGCAGUACCUGCAGUUCCUGCUGACCGCUUACAUGCUGCUCUACACGUUCGUUAUCGUGCCGAACUCGGGACUGUAUACGCCGAUUUGGGUGUUCCUGUGGGGCACAUUCCUCUUCAUGGCUGAUGAAGUCGCUAUGGAGAUUGAAUGUCCCUUUGGCCUGGACGCGAACGAUAUCGAUCUUGAGGCGAGGCUGCUACAGAUUGAAGAGGAGCUCACGGUGCUGAUCCGCAGUCAGUAUUACUUUGUUACUGGCGGUGCGAGCCUCUCUCACAUUCCCGAGAACUCGGAAGACGGAUCUUGGCGUCAAGUGCCGUACGCCAAGCUGCAAUCAAAGCCGAUGAUCACAGAGGCUUUCUCGUUCCACCAAGGGCGACUAUCGCCCUCGAACAUGGCGAUGGUGCAGCAAGACUCGCUACCCGAGAUCAACGAGUUCACGACUCUGAUCCAAGAUCCAACCAAGAUCAAGGACGAGAAGGAAGGCAGCGCGUACGGCUCGACUGAUGGGGUGGCGUAG